Messenger RNA from Klebsormidium nitens, 1340 nucleotides. NCBI's taxonomy places the organism in Eukaryota, Viridiplantae, Streptophyta, Klebsormidiophyceae, Klebsormidiales, Klebsormidiaceae. The record is from the annotation of a GenBank genome assembly.
GCCAGCCAAUGGAACUCUUGAGAGCUUGCUUGGUCAAUUGUGCGCAUAUCUAGUUUCAUCUGACAAAGGCGACAUUUGCAAAGAAAUGGUGGUCGUCUGCUGCCAGUGCUGGUUCUUCAACUUCAAGCCGGCCCCCACCCCACUGCCAGUCCUCAGGUUGGAGGCCAGGAGCACAGCAGUCUGAGCUCCUCCUCUUCCUUGCCACGGUACGUUAACAUUGCCCUCGGAUGUCACACAUCUGAAUAGGCAGCUUUGCUGAUUGACUAGAAAAUUUGGCCAGAAACCAGAUUUGCAACCGGGACCGCCAACGCUGCUGGUCAUCUCACAGGAGGUGUGCCUCAUCUCAAGGAUAAUGGGGAACACGGUCGCUCGAAUGGAAGAGGCAGAGGCGGAGGCACCAGAUGUUGUUGAAGAAUCUGAGGCUGCAAAUGCACCGGAAGAGGAGGCCACAGCUGAGCAGGCAGAGGAGCCUGAGGAGGAGGAGGAGGAGGAAGAAAAGAAGAGUAUCACUUUAGACGACAUCAAGACUGCGCCCAUGGAUUACCGUUUUCCAACGACGAACCAGGCAAAACAUUGCUUCACCCGCUACAAUGAAUAUCACAAGUGCAUUGGGGAGAAGGGCGAGGGCAACUCGGAUUGCACCAUCUAUGCUAAAUACUAUCGAUCUCUCUGUCCUGGUGAAUGGGUUGAAAAGUGGAACGAACAAAGAGAGGAGGGCUUGUUUGCUGGCCGAUAUUAGCCCAUCGAGUUGUUACUCUUCCAAUCCAUGUUGGCGGUAUCUUCAUACUAUUCCACGAUCAGGAUAAUGAUUGUACUUGCACCAUUGACUUGUGCUGGCUAAACUGCUUCUGGUAGACGUCCUCCUUGCAGAUCCAACAGGUCUGGUAUGGGAAGCAUCAAUUUAGCCUGGCUUUGUGUUAGAAAGCUCGUGCCGAUCCAAGGAGCGGUGCUGACUGUAGAAUCCCAUAAGGGCCAAUGUUCUAUGAUCUGGUUGGUCGACAAGGAGUUCUGGGCAUAAGAUUGAACCACUCCUUAAGGAUCCAUCAGAGAUACACACACAUGUAGGAGUUGCCUCGAAACUAUUAUAAGUGGGUGCUUAAACUGCAAGGUGUGGCAGUAAAAUCUUGAAAGUCAAGCUGAACAGCGUGCGAGUUAGAGCUGUCAACCGGCCAUGUGAAUAUACUGCUCCGACAUGCAUUGAGCCAGACUUCACUUGGUGCCAGUCAUAAGAGACUAGCCGCAGGCCCGCACUGUUUCAAUCAACGUACUUGCACUUGCGUAUACACAUGUACAGGCAAAUCCGCAAUUCCAUUGUGGCACUUAUAAGGUUGAGCUAGGGA